Molecule: messenger RNA, 258 nt
Organism: Prunus armeniaca (apricot)
Lineage: Eukaryota; Viridiplantae; Streptophyta; Magnoliopsida; Rosales; Rosaceae
Source: the annotation of a GenBank genome assembly
AUGGAGCGAGACCAGAGCAAAAUCAGAGCGAGCAAGAUGAGCGCGAGAUUAGAGCUAGUGAGACAAGAGCGUGAGACCAAAACGCGAGACCAGAGCGAACAAGAUCAGAGUGAGCUAGGUUUUCGUUUGUUACUCAGCGCUAGGGCCCUGCCUUGGCAACAGGCCCUCACAAAGCCCAAAUCUGCCUAUAGCGCUACAAAAGCAGCCCGGGCAAGCCCACGAGCAAUUCUUGACUGGGCUCAAGUCCAAAGGCGCUGA